CCUCUGUCACGGCCCUCUGCGACGGCCUCCGCUCCCCAUCCCUGAUCCGGCCGCGGCUUCUUCUUCAUCAUCUCCACCCUUCAAAUGCAAAGUGUGCUCGCAAUGACAUCGGGAGGCAGGUUUGUGAAUGCGGUCGGCCGGGUGAUUUCAGAACUGGAUCCUGAGGGGCGUCGCUGGCCUGAAGACUCUGUUCCCCGACAGUAGAGCUCCUCCCUCGCCCAGAACACAGCCAUGAAGCAAGCCCAGGAGCGCAACCAGGAGUGCCUGCCUCCCAAGAAGAGGGAUAUCCCCGUCAGCAGCGGCGGCGGUGGCGGCGGCGGCGGCGGCGGUGAGCCCCCAGGGACCAGUCUAGGAGGAGGAGGAGGAGGAGGAGGAGGUGGGGGAGGUUGUGGAGGGGAUGAGGUGGCCCCCCCCCAGAGCUCCGGUCCCAGCCUCGACGCUCAGGGAGGGGCCAGCUCCGGGGAGUGGCUGCGCGCCCAGACAAGCCUUCACUACGGGAUGGAGAGUUCUGAAAACAUACCAGCCGUGCCUGUCGACCAGUACAGCAUGCUCUACAAAGUGGCCCUCCCCUCCGGCACCUACUCCUCCUCCAGCCUCCACCCCGUGCUCAGCCAUAUCUCCCCUGCCUACACGGUGCACUCCCCCCUCAUGCAGCAUCCAGGGAUCCCCUACCCCCCGCUGGGCUACGCCCAGAUCCCCCACUCCCAGCUGCAGUUCGUCAGCCCCUCCUACGCCGCCGUGCCGUACGCCGUGCCGCCCGGCUUCGUCCACAGCUCCAUCCUCUCGCCCUCGGGCGCCCUCUCCCAGCCCCACGCCGUGUCCCACCUCGUCCCCUACCCCUCCGUCAUGCAGGAGGGCGUCGUCUCCCCGCCGUCCCAGCAGCAGGUGGCUGCUCACACUUUUACCAAAGUCGGGGGGUCGGGCGGGAUCCCCCUGAUGCUGACCUCGGAGCAGGCGGAGCUCAGCGCCCGGGGGGUGCCGGUCUACUACCGCCCCCAGGGGGCGCUGGCGGGGCCGGAGGUGCUGAGGGACGCCCACAUGGUGCAGCAGGAGACCCAGGCCAAGAUGAACGGAGGGGAGGGGAGGGAGGACUAUAAGGGCAGGACCUCCCGGCUGCUCCAGGUGGCUCCGGGGGGCGGGGCGCUGGACUACGGCCCGGACCGGGGCCUGAAGGACCGCCGGGGGGAGGACCGGCACUCCCCGGGCCAGAGGAGCACGCCCGACAGCGACCUGGAGCUGCAGCAGGCGGGGGGGCCCUCGUCGGGGCCGGGCCACGGCGGGGGCCGAAAAGAAGUGUCCUUCGCGCCGCUGAACCUCUCCCAGGGCUCCCAGAGGGCCCGCGAGGCUCACGGCGACCCCACGCCGGAGCACUCCGUCAGGGCCGCGGCGUACACCGGCCACGCCGUCAGCUACGGGGACCCCCGCUUCGCCGGCCUCCAGCAGCAGGGGGCGCUGCCGGGCCACGCCGUCAUCCUGGCCAACGGACAGCCCGUCCUCAUCCCCAUGGAGUACCAGCCGCCGCCGCCGCAGCAGCAUCACUACGCGUGCCAGCCCAACGACGUCUCGGCCAUCCCUUCCUUCAAACCCUCUGACCCCCCAGCCAGAGUGUGCCUCUCUGAGCGGGCUGUGGUUGAGCUGGCCACAGCUCAGCAGCAGCAGCAGCUGCUGCAACAGCAGCUACAACAGCAGCAGCAGCAGUCCACCCACCACGCCCCCCCGGGGGCCGCUCAGGCCCCCCCGGGGCCCGCCGCGGCCUCGGGGCCCGGCAGCCCGUCCCACUUCAUGAAGGGGGCCAUCAUCCAGCUGGCGACGGGCGAGCUGAAGCGCGUGGAGGACCUGCAGACGCAGGACUUUGUGCGGAGCGCCGAGGUGAGCGGCGGGCUGAAGAUCGACUCCAGCAUGGUGGUGGACAUCCGGGCCAGCCAGCAGAAGGCCGGCCUGGUGGCACUGCACUUCACGGUGGGCGAGCAGCAGAGCAAGGUGACCAUCGACGUGCCCCCCGAGCACCCCUUCUUCGUGUUCGGCCAGGGCUGGUCCUCGUGCACGCCGGAGCGCACGGCGCAGCUCUACGGCCUGGCCUGCCACCACCUGCAGGUGGGCGACGUCUGCGUGUCCAUCACCCUGCAGCAGCAGGUCCAGGCGCAGCCCCCGCCGCCCCCGAAGCAGCCCCAGCAGCACCACCACCCCCAACUACUACAGCAGCAGCAGCAGCAGCAGCAGCAGGGCCUGGCCCGGACUCCCAGUAAAGCCAGUACUGGUCCCAGCCCGCAGCCCAUGGGCCCGCCCGCGCCCCAGCAGCCCCGGCUGCAGGCCCAGUUCCGGAUAGAGCGCAUGUACAGGGAACAGGACAGGGAGAAGGAGGCGCCAGGCGCGGAGGGCGUGGCGCCCUCCCGGCCCAGCGUGCCCUCGCCCUCGGCGGAGCACGGCCGCAGCCAGAGCAGCAGCUUCCAUUUGCACACAGAGGGCCCCGCCGCCCAGGGGCCCUCGGCCGUCCUUCUGGGGGCCGCCCAGGCCGGGCUGAGCGCCGCCCAGAGGCGCUGGUCGGCCCCGGGCCUCCAAAGAUGUGUGAUAAAGGGCGGCGAGGGCCCGCACGCACAGACCAGGCCCUCCUUCGUCCCCCAGGAGGUGAAACUGUCCAUCGAGGGGCGCUCUAACGCAGGGAAGUAGCACCAGGAGGAGUAGGAGUCCUACAGACGCAGCCAAAAGAGAGGAUGAGUGGGGGCCGGAGGGAGGAGGUGAGAAUGGAGCCUCAGAAUGUUUGAGAUUUUGCACACUUACCGAGACACAAAAUGGCCGUUGUUGUUCUGUGGUCUUAAGGAUUGCUCUGUGGGUUCAGCCGGCAGUCAGGCCCGGCCUUAAGGUCCUCUCCGGCCCGGGGGGUCCGGGGGGGGGGGCGGAGCAGGUGAAUCUGGAGCAUGUAGCUGGUCAAACACCGUUCAUAACCCGGAGACGGUUCGAUUAUCCUCCUUACCUCACCUCCACUUCUGCAUAGCCAUCACUUAUCUUUGUUUCACCCAACCCAUUUCACCACAACAUGAGAUACGGAGAAUGUGAUCUUGGCACAACUGUUAGUUCAAUCGUUGUUUUUUUUUAAUCAAUGGCCACUACCACCCCCCCCCCCCCCCCCCCCCCCUUAUUUUAAGCUCCACCUACAGGGGGUGGGAAGUUGAUGUGACCAAUGCCAGGACUCUGAGGUGAUGUGUGCCAUGUAUUCGUCUCUGUUGCCCAAAGACCACUAGGAACCCUAAGGCCUCAUCUACAUUCCCUGUCGGAGGAGAAGCAUAUUCCCAGAGGUUUUGGUUUAGUGGGAGAAGAUUGCCGUCACAUAAUCAACCGCCAAUCAAGGGUCAUUUAGAACAAUCAUUCAAUUAGCAUCACACCCCUCGCUGACUAAUUAAAUCUCCCCCUCUUAGAAACCGACACCGUUUACAGUUUACCCAGAGUGGGGACGGACAUAUUGUUGGGGUCAUAUCACGCAUCAGAAUAUUACCCUCUGGGAAAUGUUAACAUAGAAUUUCACAUCUUGGAGUCAAGGCCAUCCCUUUUAACGUCUAUGCCUCAGAAACCUACGGUGAGACGGUCACUGCAGGCCGUUCUUUGCAGUUGAAGUAGUUUAGUUGCUACUGCUCAUUCAUCGAAUCUGCCGAGAGAAUUCCUUGUCUCCUGAACUGUCUGCUUUCUGAUGGACCGUCUAUUUGCAAGAAUUCGCUAAUCAACUAGAGACCAUAAAAGGUUCCUCUAAACGCUCGUAUUGUGGCCAACAAAUCAAAGACAGCUUAUGUUUCCCUGGUGGAUUGAACUCCACAUGCCUCCACCUUCACACUCAGGAGGAACCCUGGUUCUGCAUACAUGAAGUCUUCGUCCAGGAGACCACAGCUUUAGUAAUGGCUCUGGGCACUCAGACCCUUCUACACAAUCAAAACCUUUUUAAGAAUGUAAGGCUUGUUUUUCAGUUCUUUUGUAUCACCGUUUUAUAUCGGCGGCGGGUUUGGGUGGUUUCAUCGUGUUGAUGGAAACAUAUUUCCAACCGUUCUUAAAACUGUCGGGUGACAUUGUUAAGAUGGGAAAUAGCUAAAUUGAUGUUUUAAAGUAUUGUUACAUGGGCUGCAAGUGUACUUUUAUCCACCCAGUGAUCCAAUGCCAAUACCAUGGACAGAAACAUGGUGAUACCCCUUAACAUAUCUGCAAAUUGAACUGGGCAAGUUUGGGAAAGACAACUGCAGAAUAAAUAUUCCCUUAUGUAUUCGGAACAGAUCGUCUCCCACUUUUCUCUUUAACAGGCAUGCAUGUGGGAGACAGUUCAAAACGUUUUUGAUUAGAGGCAUUUAUGCUAAUCGAAAAACAUUUUAAGGUGGAACUCCUAGAAUAAAUUCCUCCAUGGGGCUUGUUCUGUUUUUAGGAUUCAUUAAAAACUAGCUUGCAAAUUAACACUGUUGUAUAAUUUGCACUGUUUGCUGUUUAGCCAAUGUGGGUGCUGCAGGUUCAAUCUUCUGAGAGGUUUUAGACUUCACUGAACUGAAAGAUUAUUAAGUGCAAUUAGACCAUGAUGAUAAGAAUCAAAUGUAAACAUUAUUAUUACAGGCUUGCAUUCCACACAAACAUUCCUAUGAUCAACUGUCAGACCCUGGCCCGGUGAGACCAUCCUGAUUCGUUCACACCCGGAUCAGUCUGGCCUCGACCCAAUGGUAAUGCUUUCCAAGGUGUUUUAAUUGAUUGGCCAAUCAGGGCUUGGGGGGGGGGGGGACGGACUUUCAUCUCAUGACAAACAGGGCUUGGUAGAUUUAAAGUUAUGGUGUGUUCCAGAAUCCUUGUACGCCAUACUUCCGAGUCGUAAGUCGAAGAUCUCGCAGCUUUCUUGCAGCAUUUCUCGAAGGCACACUCCCUUUUUGUCUUCAUCUUUCGAAAAUCUGAGAGUAGACCGAGAGCAGUGAUGACGCUCUCAACAAAAUGGCUGCGCCCGUGAGGAGAUGUAUUUUCUUUGUAUUUGUACAAUGUUGUUCAUUUAAAACUACUUUAUUCCGUUCACCAAUUUAUCCAUUGCAUGGUCUUGCUGUGCGUGCAAUACAAUGUAAAGUUGUGGUGUUUGUUUUCGGGCUGGUUUGCUAAAGAGGCUAAUGUAGCUAACAAUAAACAACGACUAGCCAAUUUCAUGCCACAAUCACAAAGACGAACGGGAAUUCUAUGAAUGCUCCGAGACUGAAAGUGACGUCAAACAUGCAACUCGGAAGGCUGGCGUCCGCGGAUUCAGGAACAAACCAUAAGCAUAAACAAUGGCGCCGUCACAAGCUUUAAUCUGAAAUAGACUUAAGACCGAUGUUAAAAAAUGAACAGAAAGCUGAACAUUUAGCCGCUCCCAUACGAAUGGCUGCAAGCCAAGGCCAGGCCGUUGUUCUUUGCUAAAUGCUAACCUGAUCUCUGGAUGGUCUCACUGAGCGACUGGAACCUGGUGUGUUGGUGUGUCCCCUUCUCUGCUCGGUGGCUUGAAUGUUCUUUCUUACUGCUGUAAACAUUUAACCUCACCCAAUCUGUCUGUCGUAGGCUGAUAUGACGGGGUCUCGGACUUGGAUACUAUCCUUUUUUUUGUUUGGUAUUUAUGUGUUUAUGUCCACGUUGGUCGACCGUCGAGUUAGAUCCCAUGAGCUCCGCAUCGUUUAUCAGACGCUCGCCCCUGCAGUUCUGUUGACGUCCACCGGGGUCGGAGUCUGAAUCUAUCAAGUCUAGUUCAUGCACUGGUACCCGGUUUGCAGGCUUUCAUCAACAUACAAAUCACACUCUUAGGCCCACAGAAUUUUGUAACGAUUGAUGGCCAUUUAGAAACUUAUUUUUCAUUUUGAAAUGCUAUUGGCAAUCUAGUCACACGUAUAACUGGUAUACAUUUCAUGUGGUCCUAGCAUGUACUAUGCAGUUACAACUCAAGUAUUUUACCCUUCAAUGUCCACGGCCUCCUUGGAAACGGAAAAGACUACGAGAGGCGAGUGGGUUCGUUGUUCAAGGCCGGAGCCACGCAGUCUUCUUUCCCAUGCAGCCUUGAAUGGCAAACUCAGUGUUUCAUUCUGUUCACUGUUCUGUCUCACAGUUUUUCGAGUCCCCACUUUGGCAUUGUGGCUCAGAUUAGAACAUAUCGUUGGAGCACAACGGCAUAAGAUGAUCUGUCUAAAAGCGUGUCCUGUGCUCAUAUGGGUAGGAAUGAGAAGCCACAGCGCGGGGCGGUAAAGCUUCAAAUGCUUUCUGUGUACGGCCAAAACAUCUCUGGCAGCAAUGCCCUCUGGUUGGUACAGGUCUCUGAACCCGGGACCUGGUCUCUGAACCCGGGACCUGGUCUCUGACGUGGUCUGUCAGAUGAUGCUCUGGUCCACUCCAGAUCUCUGACCAGGUCUGUCAGAUGAUCCUCUGGUCCAGAUCUCUGACCAGGUCUGUCAGAUGAUCCUCUGGUCCAGAUCUCUGACCAGGUUUGUCAGAUGAUCCUCUGGUCCAGAUCUCUGACCAGAUUUGUCAGAUGAUCCUCUGGUCCAGGUCUCUGACCAGGUUUGUCAGAUGAUCCUCUGGUCCAGGUCUCUGACCAGGUUUGUCAGAUGAUCCUCUGGUCCAGAUCUCUGACCAGGUUUGUCAGAUGAUCCUCUGGUCCAGAUCUCGGACCAGGUUUGUCAGAUGAUCCUCUGGUUCAGAUCUUUGACCAGAUUUGUCAGAUGAUCCUCUGGUCCAGGUCUCUGACCAGAUUUGUCAGAUGAUCCUCUGGUCCAGAUCUCGGACCAGGUUUGUCAGAUGAUCCUCUGGUCCAGAUCUCGGACCAGGUUUGUCAGAUGAUCCUCUGGUCCAGAUCUCGGACCAGGUUUGUCAGAUGAUCCUCUGGUCCAGGUCUCUGACCAGGUUUGUCAGAUGAUCCCCGGGUCCAGAUCUCUGACCUGGUCUUGGUCCAGGUUCCUGACCCGGUGUUUCCGGUGACCCCUGUUCUACUAAUGUGAUGGAUCGAUGAGCGCUCUUUAUUCUAUGUAAUUGCACUAAAAGUCCUCCUUUACAGUGUUUUAAGAUCAACUAUUGGUAAAUUGAAGUUUCCAAAUAUCAAGCACCCAAAAAAGUAAGGGAAAAAAAACUGUGCGUAAUGUUUUCCUGUAGAUAUGAGUAUUUUUUGUAUGGUUUUAUUAUGCAGCUUGUCGAUAAUGCCUUAAGGUCUGCUUUAUACAAGGUGUGGAUCAGAUGUUCUAUGCCCUGGCCUCAGCCCUGCUGGAGCCUCACUCCCCUGCUUUCGCUUUGCUCGUGUAUCAACUCCCCCAGUGCAGUGUUUCACAACGUCAAAACACGACCACAAUAACCUUCUUCCCCUUAAGCAUGAUCGGUUCAAUUCAUUUGUUUCCUUGUCUGACCGUCAAGUUAGUGGAAGAUGUUGCACUUUUAACAUGAUGUCAGGUGUGUGAUGGAGGCUGUUCCUGAACAGGAGUUUAAACAGAGUGUCCGUGGUGUGUGAGCUGUGUCGGUAUCUAUCUUGAAGUCUACCAGGUUUCCUUCUUACUGGUUUAUUGACGGUGAAAGUGAGGCAGAGAGUGUAAAGUGGUAUGCUUUUCAAUGGAAAAUGUUAUUUUUAUGGUAACCAUUUAAUGAAUCGUUCAUUUGUUUUGAAACACUUUUUUUUUUUUGUCCCUUUGUAAAUUAGUUUGGGCCUUAAUAUAAUUGUAUUUUGGUAUCACUGUUACCAAAUGAAAUCAGGAUAACAGGAACGGUUUAAGAUAAUUUAAAUGGAGAUGUUUUCAUAUUGACAUUGUUCUUUUUGGCCCUUGGUGUUUGUGAUGUGGAAUAACAUAAAAAGACCUAGCAUCUGUUCUUUUUCUUUUUCUUUUUUACAACACAAUCUGCAAAAUAUAUGCAAUGAUGUAUAUGUAACAUUCAAUCCUCAACUAUAAUCCAGGUUGUAUGAACUUUGUAUAGUCCGUUUUACUAUUCUAUGGCCGUACCGGUAUGUAUUGAUUCUUUAUCAGAAGCCUUAGAGUUGUGUACCCAAAGUGCUCCCUUAGACUACCCUUCACCUACCUGAAAUUUAACAAAGCAUUAAUGACUAUAUUUUGUUUCAUUUUUAUUUCUACUUUUUUGGAUAAAAUAGAUUUGUACUGUAUAUUUGUACCUCUUUGUGGACUACUUAGGUCUUCUUUGUUUUUUGUUGUUUUAAUUCUAUGUACUUAAGGACACAGAUAUUGUAUUUUUAUUGUUAUGGCUAACUUCUUUGAGACGUUGCAUUUAUCAUGUUUGUUAAGUAAACACAAUAUAAUAUAUACAUAUAUAAAUAUAAACUAUUAUCCUACCACUUUGCUUUCCGUUUAAGUUUUUUUUUUAUAAAAGUGAGUGGAAGUGAAAAUCUGAAAUAUCAUUAUGCAUAUUCUAUAAUACAAAGGUUACUAUUUGCAUCCAAUAAAUUUGAUUUGAAAGUGUUUA
Molecule: messenger RNA, 8421 nt
Organism: Gadus morhua (Atlantic cod)
Lineage: Eukaryota; Metazoa; Chordata; Actinopteri; Gadiformes; Gadidae
Gene: atxn1l
Product: ataxin 1-like
Exons: 3
Coding region: 232-2667 (811 amino acids)
Biological process (GO): anatomical structure development; regulation of DNA-templated transcription
Cellular component (GO): nucleus
Molecular function (GO): protein binding; RNA binding
Source: RefSeq, a predicted model, not a curated record